Fonsecaea multimorphosa CBS 102226 is the source of this 1338-nucleotide messenger RNA. RefSeq lists its product as uncharacterized. Gene Ontology annotation, cellular component: chromosome. The transcript has a single exon. Lineage: Eukaryota; Fungi; Ascomycota; Eurotiomycetes; Chaetothyriales; Herpotrichiellaceae. Gene Ontology annotation, biological process: regulation of transcription by RNA polymerase II. The coding region runs from base 1 to 1338 and encodes 445 amino acids. Gene Ontology annotation, molecular function: chromatin insulator sequence binding. The record is from RefSeq and is a predicted model, not a curated record.
AUGGAGCGCAUCCACGAUCAGCUUCCGGACCAUGCAUGCUCCACCAACUGUUCGGCUGCAGAGUAUGUGCCUAUUGUCCUCAACCAUUGUUCGUCGAACUGCAAUAUUGCACAGGCUACCAAGACCCAAGAAAUUGCAAAGCUUCGCAAGACCCUUGAUUUGCUCGAGGCCAGAGGUGAUGCUCGACAAAGCCGUGUCAUCAUUGCUAUGUCGGGGGUUGACGGAUUCUGCACCAACAUUGAUGGUCUGCAUGAAUUCUUCAGAGUCUAUGUCAACAUCGUCAUCACAUUCAUUGUGUUUCACGGGAAGGAUCAACACCAGGUCUAUUCGGCAAAAGAAUUGUUGUCUGCAAUUCAGGACAUUAAAGCGCAGACCAUCAUUUCAGAAAGCCCAUCCCACUUGUUUGUUCUACGCAUGAUCUCUGUCGCUGUUGGAAAAGAGAAACAUGCAGACAGCAACAGGGAUCUUCAACGAAUGCUCACCGAACGUCGAAACAGUGAGUGGGUGCCCUAUGAAAUCAAACGCCCCACGGAGCCUACCGAGAUCGAGGCCGUCACUUUCACACUACCUCCUGAGCAGGCUGGUGUGAUCCUUCGCUAUGGUCUCGAACGAAAUGACAAGGGGCAAUUCAUCUGUCCAAAUCAACCAUGCGCCACCAACUGCAACACAAUUGACAAUAUCAUCAUCCACUUGAUAAGCCAUUGUCGUAUUCAAAGCAAAUGCGUGCUCUGCCCCAUUGGUCUACUCAACGACUUCUCCACCGGGAACUUUAAAGACAGUCCAAACUCUGCUUUCGUCAUCAGCCUCAAGCAACACUUACUGCACCAUCUGCCCCCAACCUACUUCUGCAUGCAUGAAGGUUGCAACAGAUCGUAUCAUACAUCAGACGAGCUCAAGAGACAUCGAGCUUACCAUAAGACUUCCAACGAUGAGAUGGUUCCAUGCCCAAACUGUGGCAAACUGCAAAAGAAGAAAUCUCUUUCCCGUCACAUGGGAUUGUGCUCGGCUGAUGAAAGCACAAAGCAACUACAUCAAUGCGGUACAUGCAAUGGGGUCUUCCCAAACGCUGCCAAGCUCAAUAAUCACAUCCGCAAUGCUCACCAACGAAGAGAUGAAAUCAUAGGCAUCGCAGUCAGUUCAGGACUCCUCAAUGCUGGUGUUCCAGGUUUGGGAUUGGACGCGUCUGCUGCCGUCCAAGGUGCUGUUGAUAACAUACAAUCCGCGCAAACUCAAGAGCAUGGUAACACAGUCUCCAAAGUUGAAAUCUGGCCGCCAAAAGCGAAAGCGAAUGGUCUUAGAACAUCCGACCCCGUUCGCACUCUCUUCCCUGGAAACUGA